AUAAAAAAAACAUUUUAAUGUAACUUUUAUUUGCCAUACAUAGGUUUAUAAAUAUUCUCUGAAAUGUGUCUGCUGUUUGUGCAAAUUACUGUUGAGUUCUGUGAAUUACCAUUACACCUAAUUACGCAUUUAAUUCUUUGUAUUUCAGGAGAUAGAAUCAAAAGGAAAUCCCCCAUAUUGCGUAAUAUGUUUCUAAUAUAGCAAUAAUACUACUGAGGCUUAAUCUGAAAUUUCAAAAUGCAAUUAAAAAUAAUAGGCAGCGUGAUUUCGAUCAUGAUAAUAAUUCACAUGAUCAUAAUCGUGAUGGGUGAAAACAAUAUUAUCACGUGCAUGAACAAUAACACUAACUGUUGGGAUAAUAUGAAUAUGAACUUAGUUCAAAAAGGAUUACAGUCUACCAAUUCUACACAACUUCUAGGGUAUAUAACCUCCCUAAUGAACAAUAAAGGGCAUCUUUUACUAGUAAAUAGAAAAGCAUUCUCAGUUGCACAAAAUGGCGUAAAGACUCUUCUCAUAAAGUUGGUGGGACUUGGAUAUUUUAUACAACAUCCACCUGGAGCUUGGGAGUGUUAUGACAACAUAUAUGACAACCAUACAUGUGGAAAGCACUGCUUUGGUGUGGUGUAUGAAAAUGGGAGUGUAUCAUUAGGAACUAUGGGGCAUGGAAAAGAUACAGUGAAUGCUACAGCUCUGCUUAAUGCUACAAGUAACACUGUAGCAGCAGCAGUGACUUGGCAGAAUUAUUCAACAGAUGUUGUAGUACAAAGGAUUUUAUUUUCCAAGAUGGUACCAGUAUUAGAUGCUGUAUUUGUGGAUGGAAAGAAAGAAGUUAUACCGCAACUAACUUCAUAUGUGCUUGAUGGCUACAGAGGACCAGUGGAAGAAAGUGAACUUUUGGACAAUGAACAGGUUACUUUCCAUAAAAGGAAAAACCGAGCUUUUAUUUCUUGUGCUGUGGUACAACACGGUGGUCAGAUCAAUGUAAGGAAUUGUUCAAUCAGGAAAUUAGGGGAUGAGAUAAUAUGCGAGUGUCAACAUGCUGCAACUAUUACUGUUGUGACGCAAAUCAAAGACGCAAGACAGUUUCUAUCAGAAAAAAUAGUUGCACGAAUUUUCACACUUUCUGCAGAGAUAUUAGCAUUGAUCAUAAUGUCCACUACUGCUAUGUUACUUGCAGUUUUAAUCAGAAAAACUAAAUCAAUGAGAACUUCAAGCGUUCAACCCACCAGGUUGGGGCUGGUCUGCGCCUUUUGUGGCUUUUACCUUUCCCUGCUUGCCUCUCGGAUAGUUUCUGUGUAUUAUGGCCCAAAAACGAUGUGUCAUGCUGCAACCUUUUUCGUUCACUUUUUUCUGCUAGCAACUUUCACUUGGGUGAGCCUGGAAGCAGCCGUGCUAUUUUUCUUCAUCGUUUACAAUAGUUUUAAAAGGAAAAUCUUCUCCACAAAAAUCAUCCACUUAUUUGGGUGGGGGAUUCCUUUUCUAAUAGCUGGGACUGUGAUCAUAGUUGGAGUAAAUGAGGGCCAAUACACCACGCAAUACCAAAAUUAUGUAAUAGAGGAAGAAAACAAUGAAUUGGUCCUCCCAGGAGGACAGUCUUAUCUACAAUGCACGUUACCACACAGAAAAACAGUUAACUGGGCAGUCUUAUUGCCAGUGGUAGUUGCUUGUGCUUGGAACACUAUGGUCUUAAUAACUGUAUGCUUGAAGGUGCUAAAGCUUUCAUACAAGGCCGAGAAACAGAUGAGGCCUUCUGAAGGCGGAAAUGGGAAGCAGCAUAACGUGCAACACGCUAUGAAAGAUGCAGGGAAAGCAUUAUUGAAACUGAUGCCUAUUCUUAUCAUUCCAUGGCCAAUUUCAUUUGCAUUGUUUCUUACUGACCCAUUACGAGAACCGGAUAAAUAUCUUGUAUUGUUUGUUAUAGACACUGUCUUGCUAUGCAUACAGGCUGUCUGCCUAUUUUUUAUUUUUAUUGUAUUUAACACAGAAGUAAGAAAUGCAUUAAGAACUCAAAAGAUUAAUUUUUGUUGGCUGAACGAGAAGCCAAGGUUUAAUAAAAGUAUGAACUAUGAACCUUAAAUAGCUCAAUAUAGUGUAAUAUUUAUCAUUAGUGUUUUGUUUUUAAUAUAAACUACCUUUUAAAUUACCUUUUUGGUUUUUUAUUCAAUGUUACACAAAAUUUAAUAAAACAGACGUGAAA
Molecule: messenger RNA, 2197 nt
Organism: Ciona intestinalis (vase tunicate)
Lineage: Eukaryota; Metazoa; Chordata; Ascidiacea; Phlebobranchia; Cionidae
Biological process (GO): G protein-coupled receptor signaling pathway; cell surface receptor signaling pathway
Cellular component (GO): plasma membrane
Molecular function (GO): G protein-coupled receptor activity
Source: RefSeq, a predicted model, not a curated record